Messenger RNA from Pocillopora meandrina, 2904 nucleotides. Lineage: Eukaryota; Metazoa; Cnidaria; Anthozoa; Scleractinia; Pocilloporidae. The record is from the annotation of a GenBank genome assembly.
AUGGUUUCUCAAAAGUAUCACACUCCAUUCUGUAACAAGAACUGUAAGAUCGAACAUCACGACUUAGUCACCGUUUUGUGCUUGGAUAGUUCGCAAAAAUCCGACGAGCUUCCCGACUUACUGAAGGAAUGCAUUGAAUCGUACGGCAGGAGCUGGGAUCGCAAUAGCAAUGUCCCUGAUCCCUUAGAAGACCUAAGAUGUCCCCUGUUAUACCUUGCCUCUGCAUUCGGCAAGGCAGGCCUGGUGAAAGCACUCCUACAGGACGGCUUUGAUCCGCACGUUCUCAAUUCCUGCGGUGAGACCGCCUUGCACGGUGCUGUCGAGUACAUUUACAGAACAGGUUCCUUGCAGACCAGAGGCUUGAAAGUGGCAUCAACUUUAGGGCCCAUUAAAAACAGGAGGAAAGCGUUUGAGCGAAUUUUGGUCGCUUUGACUGACAGCGAUCCCAAGAUCAUAUUUGUACCAGACAACAACGGAAAUACAGUUUUUCAUGCCGUAGCUGAAAAUGUUUGGAAUGAUCGACAAAAUGACCGGCUUGGAAAAAGUGCCACGUUUUACCAAUUCUGUAUGAGUAGUAUGGUGAACCGGCUGUUAGAGAUGGAAGAAGCUGGACAGGUCACAAGAACCGAAACGUUAGAGGGCUUAAAUGCACAGAACAAUGAAGGAGAUACGAUUUUUCACAUCUUGGCGCGAGAUUAUGCCUACGGUUUUAAGACCAUGAAACAAAUUCUGAAAAUUUUCUUUCCUGGUGAAGUGCCGUCCAUAGUCAACAAAGAGAACCAGACUGUCCCCGACAUCGCGUUGGCACGCAAUCGUAAGAGAGCGACGCAAGUUUUUCCGGAAUUUUUAGCGAAAAGUAAGAGUAACGAAGAAAUUUUAAAAUGUUUUCUUUCAGGGAAAAAAGUGAUAACUUCGUAGAGAUGCGCCGAUUUGGUAAUGAUCCUUAGUAAUAUAACAUGAACAAAAUUUUAACAAACUCAGAAAACAAAAGACAAGAAGUCAAAGAAAGAUUAUGUCAUCUCACUAUAUUCCAACCAAUCAGAGCGGCCAUUCUUAUUUCAUUUCAACACAAAACGACUCAACCACUCGAGAGUGAUUUUAUUCAAUGCCUUCUCUUCAUUUCUUGGGGUAAGCCAGGUGCCUUCAUAUGGAUCAAAACUAUUUCAAAAUAAUGCUUGUUUAAAUCACCAUCGUUUUAUUUCAUUCAAAGGUGAGAGUGUGAUCACAAUCAGCUCAGAAUCCGACAUUUCGGACAACGACUCACAAACUCCCAGCACCUCAAGGGACUCGGGACCUUCUGCGAUCACAAACAGAGAUCGUCCAAUUGUCAUCUCUGAUAGCAAUGUACCACAGAUCACCCACACUAUCGAAGAAGAGGACGAUGGUUCCGAUGAAGCCAUCACUGUUUCACGGGAGACUGACGCUGGAUCAGUGUUUGGAGACACUUCUGCUCCAAUUAAUUCAAACGUUAGACGGCACGAUCUUCUGACAGUUUCGUUUGAUAGCAGCUGGGGUAAACUAUCGCAGAUGGAUAUCCCUUCGUUCAACAGCCUUUCUGAGAAGUCCAAUCAGAUCAUCUCCCCCUAUGAGAGUGUAUUAAAUGUGCCGGUUGAAGCAGAAGUCAUGUGCGCCUCUCAAACUAUCCAGUCUACCGUGAACCUGACUUUGGAGGAAAAUACCGAGCGGAAUAACGCAUCUGAAACUGGGGACGCACUUCACGCCGCAUCAAAACGCCCUGAGGUGUCAGACACUUGUACUAACGGCACAGAUAAUGCUCCGUCUGACCCAAAAGCACCCUUCACCCAUAAACUCUCUUCCGAUGAUUCUAAAGUCGCCAAUAGCAUUACUAAGGACGUAGCUAUUGUCAUAUCUCCCACUGAAGAGCGGAUAGCCUUAAGCUCUGUGGAAGUUGCUGUAUGCAGCGCUACUGUACCCGAAAAAAGUAAUAGUGGGCCUUGUCUAGGAAAAAGCUCUGCGGCCGAGGGGUCCUGUAGACCCGAAGCUCAGACAACACAGGUAGAAAAAAAUGACCAAUCUGAUAAGAACACGAUUGAGUUACACGAUUCUCCAGAGUCAAAAAGUGGCUCUCCGGACGUGCAUGACAAGCAAAUCCCAUUACAGUCUCCAGUUACUCUCACUAGCAUAAGCCGCCAAGACGAUGUUGCCUCCAAGCAGCAACCCUCUGUUUCCAAAGUCCUCGAGACCAGCCGCGGUAAGCAGGCUGCUAAUUCUUCCCAAGCCAAGGUUACUGGUGAGUCAAAAGCUCGGGAUUUACCCAGCCGCCCUCGGAAACAAAUCCUAGAGUCUUCUGAAUACAUGGAGGAGUACACCUAUGGCAUAAUGAACACGCCCGUAUUGAGCCCACGACGAAACAUUGAUCACACCAGCGCACGUACGCACCACACCAUUUCCGCCACUUCCUUAACGUCGGCCAGUACUGAAAGUGUCCAUUCCCAGUCUUUUGAACCAUUGGACGCUGAUGACGAGGCCUCAGAUGAAAAAAGUACUAUUUUGAAGUGCAUCACAGACAACUCCUUCCUAGAGUUCCUCAUAACCGAGGGGCUCGAACUGGAUGCGUGCAGCAAAAAGGGCGUGGUGGAAGUGGUUAUAGCGCAGUAUAAUAAUAAGCUUGACAAAGUAGAGAGCACUAUUCCUAAACUGGCUGCACAGUUAAGGGAAACAGAAUCAAAUAUUACUCAACAGAAGGAGAAAGUCAAACAGCUGCAAGAAGAGAUAGAAUUUGUGAAGGGAGAGAUUGUCAAAAACGAGAAUUUGUUUCAGGACUUUACAACCGAGCAACAAGGGUUAAGUAAACAGAGAAAAGCUCUUAAAAGGAAAGUUGCCCGUUGUGAACGUACCAUGACAAAGCUACUAGGAAAAGCUAAGAAACCCCGUGUGGAAUGA